AAUCGAUGUUUAUUUUUUUGGUAAGACUUAUCCUUUUAAAGAAAUGUGUAACUAUUUGCAUAAGUUCUAUUGAAGUAGUACAAAAUAAUCAUAAUUUAUUUUUUCGUACUAUUAAUAACUAGUUGAGUUGAAGCCAGCCCUGAUAUUUUUAUUACAAAAUUAAACUGCUGUAGGCUUAAACUUUCAACUCUUAUCAGUAACUGACUAUCAGUUAAGAAUAAAAUUCCUAUAAUUCUUUUUGGUAUUCUCAUAUGUCAAUAGUUUUUAAAUAAUGUUUUCGAAGGUAUUGAAGACUUAUACAGGGCGUGCUAAUGCUUAUUAUAGGAAUUUGUCACAAAAGUUACCAGAGUUUACAAAAAAUGUGUUUGAUGUAUCAAGAGGUAACUACAAUUAUAUAAAUGACGGUCACAUCCAUUAUUUCCGACGUGUAUUAGGUACAAAUAGAGUUAUUACAAAUCCAGAAGAUGCAAAAAAAUAUAACGUCGAUUGGUUUUCUCAAGUAAGAGGAUCAAGUAAUCUUGUUGUUAAACCAAAAACUACUGAAGAGGUUUCUAAAAUUUUGUCUUUCUGUAACGAGAAUAAAUUAGCAGUGUGUCCACAAGGAGGAAAUACCGGGGUAAAUGGUGGAUCCAUUCCAGUUUUUGAUGAAGUGAUUAUAUCAACUGAAUUAAUGAAUGAAAUUAUUAGUUUAGAUGAAGAUUCAGGUGUACUAGUUUGUCAAGCAGGAUGUAUUUUAGAAACUAUAGAUAACAAGGCAGCUACAAAAGAUUUAAUAGUUCCUUUGGAUCUUGGUGCGAAAGGAUCUUGUCAAAUUGGAGGAAAUGUUUCAACUAAUGCAGGUGGUUUAAGACUGUUGCGUUUUGGAAAUUUACAUGGAAAUAUUCUCGGAUUAGAAGUUGUAAAAGCAGAUGGUGAAAUUUUAGACUGUCUUGGUACUCUUAAAAAAGAUAAUACAGGAUAUCAUUUGAAACAUCUCUUUAUAGGUUCUGAAGGGACAUUAGGCUUUGUUACGAAAGUCUCUAUUCAAUGUCCAUCGCGUCCUAAAUAUAUAAAUGUAGCUUUUCUAGGUUUACAGAAUUUUAACAAAGCCCUUAAAACCUUAAAAUUAUUGCGGUACCGCCUUGGAGAAAUUUUAUCUGCCAUUGAAAUUAUUGAUUACUGUUCAAUGGAUUUUAUUAAAAAUGUUGUCGGACAACUAUCUCCCAUAGGAGAUUAUCCAUUCUAUUUAUUGAUAGAAACUUCUGGAAGUAACGCUCUGCACAAUGAAGAGAAAUUAAAUAGUUUCUUGGAGGAAUCUUUACAAAAAGCUUUGGUACUUAAUGGAACUGUAGCCAAUGAGCCAAAUAAAGUUCAAGAUAUCUGGUCCAUAAGAGAAAAUAUACCGAGUGGUUUUCAAAAAGUGGCAUCCAAAAUGUUGUACUAUGAUGUAUCUGUACCUUUGGCACAUUAUUAUACUAUCGUUGAUGAUGUCGCCGAUUAUGCUAAAGACAUCAGUGAGCGAGUAUUUGGAUUUGGUCAUAUAGGUGAUGGUAAUCUACAUCUACAUAUUCAACUGAAGAAUGAUUUAACUAAGGAAGUUAAAUCAAACUUCGAUUCUUUCAUUUUGGAAAAAAUUGUGACAUAUAAAGGUAGCAUUAGUGCUGAGCAUGGUGUGGGAUUUACAAAAGCGAAGCUGAUGGAUAAAAUCAAGCCCCCAAGUACUUUAAAAGUAAUGAAGGAUUUGAAGAAACUAAUGGAUCCAAAUGGAAUACUCAAUCCAUAUAAAGUUUUCAUUUAAUGUUGAAAUAAAUACUUGUUUUCAAUGAAAGUUUAUUAAACCUAAAGUCCUCUGGAAAUUUCCUCAUAUAAAGAAAAUAUUGGAGCAAUUUAAUAGUAGGGAAGAUGGGGACACCUUUCUACAUAGAGAACUCAACAGUUUCGAUUUCUUGCCUAUAAUACUACUCAGAAAUUGGACAAAAGGUCAGCCAUUACCCUUUCCUUAUGGAUAACAAGUGCCAUAUGGAUUCGCGCCAUUCUUUCCAUAGUUACUGA
This is a messenger RNA of Diorhabda sublineata, 2031 nucleotides long. RefSeq names its product D-2-hydroxyglutarate dehydrogenase, mitochondrial-like. The transcript has 8 exons. The record is from RefSeq and is a predicted model, not a curated record. The coding region runs from base 272 to 1777 and encodes 501 amino acids. NCBI's taxonomy places the organism in Eukaryota, Metazoa, Arthropoda, Insecta, Coleoptera, Chrysomelidae. Gene Ontology annotation, molecular function: FAD binding; catalytic activity. Gene Ontology annotation, cellular component: mitochondrion.